UUCUUUUCUCCUCGAUUACAGGAGCAUUUUUCUUCUCGUUAACCUAUUCUGGUUAACGAAUGGUGGAUUCAUUUUAGAGGAACAACACGAGCCGUUGAUAAGAAUGGGCACAUACGUGUUGAAGACAGAGCAAAUGAGAUACGAACAGGCCUAUAGCCUAGGAAAUUGAGGUAAAUAUAUAUAGAAAUAAAAAUAAGAAUUUAAAUCCUGUUUGUAGUAGUCAACAAAUACUUUUGACACUACGUAAAAUGUAUGCCAAGAAACAUUUAAACAAACGAAGAGGACGAAAACAUAGUGUAACGCCUCAAAUUACAAAUAUGGAAAGACCGAAAAGACACGAAAAUUAUGAGAUACCACAAAGAUUAAAAAUUUUGUUGGAAAGACCAACAGUAUCUCCGGAAGAACAGAUAAGACAUUCCUGGAAUAAGGAAGACUGUUCUGAAAACAUAUUUGUAGAAACUAAUGGUCUCACAGCCCAUCGAACUUAUGCAAGAAACAAUACUGAUUGCAUAAGAGGUAAAGUUGGGUUCACAAAAGGUCUCCAUGUAUGGGAAAUAACAUGGCCUAGUGAACAGAGGGGGACACAUGCAUACGUUGGAAUAGCAACGUCUGAUGCAACCCUACAAUGCAUGGGUUAUCAAAGUCUAUUAGGACUAGAUAGCAAUUCUUGGGGCUUUGACAUAAACAGGGGCAUGACGCUUCAUGAUUCAAUCAUUGACACGUACCCGAAAAAACAAAAUGGUAGAGAACGAAAAUCUUUUGAAAAGUUCAAAAUAAAGUUCGAGACUAUUAAAGUGAUACUGGAUAUGGAUAAAGGCACACUGAGCUUUUUAGCCAAUGGCCAAUACUUUGGAGAAGCCUUCGAGGGUCUCCAAAAUAAGACACUAUACCCAAUAAUUUCAACAGUUUGGGGCAGAAGUGAGGUAAAAAUGGAAUAUUUAGGUGGUUUAGAGUCUAAACCAAUUACCUUACAGGAAUUGUGCAAAUACACAAUCUGUAAAGGAAUGUGUUCAAUACAUUUCAAAGAAAAUGUCAAACUUUUCCAAUUACCAAAGUCAAUAGAGAACUAUUUGUGCCUUCAAGGAAAGGACUUUUGGAAAAGGAGUCUGAACACAGACAGAAAACAUGAAUGCACAAAUUAUUGUGUCACAAAUAACACGACUGGGCUCCGAGUAAAAGACGUGUGAAAAAAAAAAAAUUAUGGAUUUACACACAUCUGUCAGCAUAUUUUUUUUUUAGAUAUAUAACUAUGUAGUAUGAUAGAGUUUAAUUUUAAUAGUAUAUAAUUAUUUUUGGGAUUAUUCUACAUUUUAUUAUACAAUUAUUUAAUAGAAAACAAAAUGAGUAUAUUUACAGAUUAAUCCUGCCUAAAACCUCAAAUCAGGGGGGGUUUUAGGUCAACAGCAAUUUACCAGGCGAUCCACAGAAGACGAGAAGGAAGAUAAACCAGAAUGGUGAAUAGAAGGAAGGUAAAACAGAAUGAUGGUAUGGUGAGUGUAGAUUGCUGCUAUACGGUAAUGCAAGUGUAAUUUUGGGUUAUCCUUUUCGGUAUUAAAUACUUGCAUUGCUGUAGACCUGUUUUUUUUUUUUUUUUUUUCUUUCAUAUUUCCAAUAUUUUUACUUUUAAUUUGGUAUAAGAUUUUUUGGCUUAAUUAUUGACAAGAGGGGUGUAUUAUCAUGAAUUCUCAAAAUUAUAUAUUUGUGAGAAAAAUAUUUUUCUUGACUCUAUAUUUUGAGUAAGAAAAUGGAAAUAUUAAAAUUAAAAUUGUUUUCAUUAUUAAUAAAUAUUAAAGACAUAUAUGCUUAAAUGGGAAAACAUGAAAAAGGUAUCAAAUUGGGAAGAAGUUGACAAUAGGAGAGAGUAAAAAAAAAAAAAAAA
Wyeomyia smithii (pitcher-plant mosquito) is the source of this 1879-nucleotide messenger RNA. Its product is annotated as protein gustavus-like. Lineage: Eukaryota; Metazoa; Arthropoda; Insecta; Diptera; Culicidae. The coding region runs from base 249 to 1187 and encodes 312 amino acids. The transcript has 2 exons. The record is from RefSeq and is a predicted model, not a curated record. Gene Ontology annotation, molecular function: protein binding. Gene Ontology annotation, cellular component: SCF ubiquitin ligase complex. Gene Ontology annotation, biological process: proteasome-mediated ubiquitin-dependent protein catabolic process; intracellular signal transduction.